This is a messenger RNA of Suillus paluster, 198 nucleotides long. RefSeq lists its product as uncharacterized. The record is from RefSeq and is a predicted model, not a curated record. The annotation marks the transcript as partial. Lineage: Eukaryota; Fungi; Basidiomycota; Agaricomycetes; Boletales; Suillaceae. The transcript has a single exon.
CUUGUGCAAGUCCUCGUACAUCAUGGCCUUUUUCCUACUGCACCUUCUCAACCACGCAUGGCUAUUUCCAUCGACCUACUCACAUUCUAUUGGGCAUUGUUUGAGCAUUCAUGUGAUGCUAUCCAUGUGCUCGCAUCUGCUCUGAAGACUCAUUAUUCCCGCAGAGGCUUUCAAAUGACUCAUAGGGAUGUAAGUUAA